Durusdinium trenchii is the source of this 2733-nucleotide messenger RNA. NCBI's taxonomy places the organism in Eukaryota, Dinophyceae, Suessiales, Symbiodiniaceae. The record is from the annotation of a GenBank genome assembly.
AUGGAGUGUGAUCCUGGCAUUGAGAGCGAUGGCCCGUCUGGCAAGGAUGAUGAAGGCUGGAAAUGGGAAAAGACAGGGGAAGCGGCUUGGGCUGCAAAUCAGGACAUCAGCUCGGAAGAGGAUGAGGAAGGGUUCGCCAAGCCAAAGCUGGGCUCUCGGUUUGGGGGCGAGGUAAAGUUCAUGGAUGCCAUCGGAGUUGAGCUAGGGAAGCUAUUGCGUGAGAGAUUUGAUGUGAGACGUCUUGCAAUGGAGUCAAUGGAGUUGGCAACCGGUGAUGUGAAGCGUGCGUGUCGCUUGGUCAAGGUGGCUCGGCAGGAUUGCGGGCUGCAAGCCUGUAAGACUGGUGCGCGUGGCGGCGAGCGGUUGUGGCUGAACAAAGUCGGCGCAUUUGGGGUAAGCAGCGCUGCCUAUCAUUGGAGCCGCCUCAUGCCAGGCUUGGGCCGACUGGUCUAUUACAUGUGGGGACGCGCUGAAAUGGCUAUGUUGGUGUUCGUUGAUGACCUCUUCUGGCUGACGCGGGAAAAAGGUGGUAUGGAAAAGAUUUUGGGGUCAAUCUUCUUCAUGGUCAUUUUAGGGCUUCCCUUUUCUCGGAAAAAGUUUUGCGGUGGUUUACAGCUAUCCUGGGCUGGCUUCAUUCACAUUGGAUUUGAACGCUGGGUGGCAGCUGCAGUGGGUGCUGGGUUUGUUGGCAAUGGAGGGCUCAAAAGCCCAGGAAGCUUCAUGAACUUUGUGAAGUACGGCAAUCACUCACAGGCACAGAUGUGUGUCCUGCGUGGUGGUCUUCGAAAGCUGGGGCUCAGCGACUCGUUGCCGAAGGCCUUGGUGGAGGCCUGCAAGACGCAGACGAGCACCGUUGAGGCGGUCCUGUCCAGCGAGCGGCUGAUCGGUGAGGAGUUAGAUGGCGACGUCUUCGUGUGGGGCGCAGAACAAGGAGCCUCUUGGUGCAAACGGCGCGAGAUCCGUGGCGGAAGCUUGCGCCGGAGACUAGAAGAAGCGCAAAAAGAAGUCGAAGGGUCUUUGCUCUACAUGGCUGAGCUCAGUAAAGCGACAAAGCGUCCACACCACCUCACCGGCGAGCCCUGCCGGACGCUGACGCUGCGCGACGUCAAAGACCUGCAGCUUCCGCCUCUGGGAGACCACGAAGGUCUUGAGCUGCCAAUGUGGGACCGUGGCCACUCCUUUGUGGGAGGACGAGGUGUUGGGAGUUGCCUGCACGUGGACCAGGCGUGGUGGAGCAAUAUUGCCAAGAACUACACAGGCUACAAGCUUGUGGCGGUCUGGAGCAACUGCGACGUGCUUCAGUUGAAGGGCCAGCUCUUCCGAAGGCCGUUGUCCAAAGAACAGACUGACGCCCUGCGGAAGGUGGGUCUUCGGAGAAUGGAGAAUUGCCUUUGUGAAUCGUUCACGGGGAUUGUUAGGGCCCAUUGCCAGAGAUUGGAAUACCAGCUCUUUUGCUACAACGGUUGCGCUGCUGGGCCCUGGAGAUGUGGCAAGGAGGAGCUUGCAAUUUUGGACGAUGGGUUCGAUGUACCAGGUGGUACAGCGGAAAAGGCAUAUGUGGAAGCUGUGGGGAAGCUGGAGAGCUCAGGAGUUGAGACCGUGAUGGUCUUGGGACUACAUCUUAGGCUAAAACUCUGGAUAAGCCGGAUCUUGCUGCAACUGCCGAGAAGUGGCACACCGUCAGCCAGCAGCUUGAGUUGGUUGGAGUUCUUGGCAUCUCAGCGUUCCGAGCAGCUCUCCUGGCGCCUCCAACGCGCCUUCGAUGAGCGCGUCGAGUGCUUGGAGUCGGAGUCUCCACUGGCGGUGUCGUAUGUGGAGAUGAUGCACCGGGAGUAUUCGCUCCUGGCUGAGCUUGAAGAGAGCUCGUCCGGCUUUGACGAUACGCUUCCAGUGCUGCAGAUUGCCCAAGUGGUUCCUCCACGUGUGCUGAUCAUUGCCGGCUCCGACAGUGGAGGUGGUGCUGGACUGCAAGCAGAUUUGAAGAGCUGCGCUGCCUUGGGCGCCUUCAGUACCACAGCAAUCACAGCGUUGACAGCGCAGAACACCCAUGGCGUCCAGGGAAUCUUCCCGGUGCCCAUCGACUUCCUGCGACAGCAGAUCGACUCGGUUCUCUCCGACCUGGGCACCGACGUGGUGAAGACAGGGAUGCUGGCGACCUCGGAGAUCGUCCAAGCCGUGGCGGAUGCCCUGAAGGUGGCACGGGGAGCCUCGUUGGUGGUCGAUCCUGUCAUGGUCUCCACCAGCGGGCACACGCUCCUGCAGGAGGACGCAAUCCAAAGCCUUAAGGAGGAGGUGUUUCCGCAUGCGACAAUUAUCACCCCAAACUUGCCGGAGGCUUGCUUGUUGCUGGGCUUGAAAGAGAUCAAGACUGUGGCCUCCAUGGAGGAAGCAGCGCGGCAACUCACAGCCUUGGGACCUCGAUGGGUCUUGGUGAAAGGCGGACACCUGCAGGAAAGCGUGGAGGAAGCCACAGACAUCCUUUGCAGCAAGAGUUCUGGCGAGUGUAUUCACUUCAACUCAAAGAUGAUCCCGAAGACAAGCCACACCCACGGCACUGGCUGCACUUUGGCCUCCUCCAUUGCUGCCUUCUUGGCAAAGGGCCUCCCAGUGCCGGAUGCUGUGAAAGCGGCCAAGGACUUUGUGAGCGGGGCCAUCGCGGCAUCAGCACACUUAACGUUGGGGAGUGGUACCCAAGGGCCGAUGAACCACAGCUGGGCACACUUCGUGUGGUGA